Molecule: messenger RNA, 2880 nt
Organism: Humulus lupulus (European hop)
Lineage: Eukaryota; Viridiplantae; Streptophyta; Magnoliopsida; Rosales; Cannabaceae
Exons: 4
Coding region: 1-2880 (959 amino acids)
Source: RefSeq, a predicted model, not a curated record
AUGGAAGUUUGUAAUAUGAUAGGGUGGAAUGUGAGGGGUAUGAAUAAAAGAGAUAAGCAAAAUGUUAUUCUUAGUAUUUGCAAGGAAAAUAAGGUUGGAUUUGGUGCUCUAUUUGAGACUAAGGUGAAACAUGAGAAGCUUCAAGAAGUUUUUGAAAAUAAUUUUCACAAUUGGGAUUACUUUUCAAGUCCUAUCACAUCUGGUAGAAUUUUGGUUUUUUGGCAAGCUAAGUUUGUGAAGGUUGACAUCUUACUAGAAGAUCCUCAACUUGUGCAUUGUAGGAUUAGGGUGAGUGGCCAGCAGAAGUUGUUUUUCGCCACGGUGGUUUAUGGGAGUAACUCUAUGGAGGAGAGGAAAAAAUUAUGGGACAAAUUAGCUAGUAUUGGUCAGCUGAAGUAUCCUUGGAUUAUAUUUGGAGACUUUAAUGCUAUGUUUAGCUACCAAGACAGGAAUGGUGGGAGACAAAUCCUUGCUAAGGAUAUUGCUGAUGCUCAAGAUUGUUUCUAUGUGAUUAGAAGUCAAGAAGUUAACAAGGUGGGAUUCAUUCCUUUUUGUUAUGGUAACCAUUGGUUGCAGUAUAGAGGUUACAGAGCAGCUAUUUUACAUUGUUGGAAUGCUACUGUUGGAUCCGGUAGAGGUUUUAGCAAGGUGGUUCAGAAACUAUUUAGAGUGAAACAUGUUUUGAAAAGGUUCAACAGGGAAGAGGUUGGAGAUGUAGUUUUGAAUUAUAGGGAGGCUAAGGAGGAGUUCUGUAAAGCUCAGGAGGCCUUGGCAGCUUAUCCAUUUGAUCUUUCUGUAUAUCAAACAGUUAAUCAAGCUCAGCAAAAUGUUACAGUUAUGCAGAGUCGAUAUGCCAGUUAUCUCAAACAGCAGAGUAAAUUAAAUUGGGUCAAAUUCAGUGAUGAAAAUUCGAGGUUCUUUCAUGCUAUUAUGAGGAAAAGAAGAGUUGAAAAUAGAAUUACGACUUUCACUCUUGGAGACAAAAUUGAAGAUGAUUAUUCUAAAGUCGUUGAGCACUUUCUCUCCCAUUUUAAGAAUUUUAUUGGGAGGAGAAGUUUGGCCUCUAAGGAGAUUGAUAAAAACUGUUUGUACCAGGGAAACAGAUUGUCUUUGGAACAUCAAGUCAGGUUAUUGAGACCGUUUGGCAAGAGUGAUGUGAAGAAGGCUCUUUUUAGCAUUCACUCUUGUAAAAGUCCUGGUUUGGAUGGCUUUGGCUCGGGGUUCUUCAAGGGAUUAUGGACAGAUAUUGGUGAUGAAAUUUCUCUUGCUGUGUUAGAGUUUUUUCAGGAUGGGUUCUUGCCGAAGGAUCUGAAUGAAACGGUGAUUUCACUCAUUCCAAAGAUUGCAGAUCCGAACUCAGCUAGUGACUACAGGCCUAUUGCGUGUUGUAAUACUCUCUACAAGUGUAUAUCGAAGAUGAUAUGUACUAGACUUUCGGAAGUGCUUCCCUUCCUUGUUCAUAGCAAUCAAGGGGCUUUCAUAAAAAACAGAGUUCUUGCUCAUAAUAUAAUGAUUUUCCAGGAUCUCCUCAAAGGGUACACUAGAAAGAAUAUUUCAGCUAGAUGUAUAAUGAAGAUAGAUCUGAGCAAGGCUUAUGACACAGUUGACUGGCAUUUUGUGGAGGAGUUGCUUAAGCAUCUUUGCUUCCCCUCUAGAUUUAUCUACUGGAUUCUAGCUUGCUUGAAAGGUACCAGCUAUAAUCUUCUAAUGAAUGGUAGAAUCCAGGGCUCUUUUAAAGGGGAAAAAGGCCUUCGGCAAGGGGACCCAAUGUCUCCUCUCUUGUUUGUGCUAAUAAUGGAGUACCUUACCAGAUUAUUGGCUCAUUACUCUGACAAAAAAGGCUUUGGUUUUCAUCCUUUGUGGCUCUCUGCGAACAAAUCUAAAUCUCAAAUCUUCUUUGGAGGGGUUAAGGAAACCAUUAAAGAUCAGAUUCUUGGUUUGGUACAAAUGGAAGAAGGCUCCUUUCCUUUGAAAAUCACAGCGGCCAUUGAUAAAAGUUGUCGGGACUUUCUUUGGGGCAAUAAUGGGAUUAGAAGCAAGCUUCAUCUCCCUUCUUGGGAAAAGGUUUGUCUCCCUAAAAAGCUUCGUGGUAUUGGUUUUCGUGAAGGUAAGAAAUGGAACAUGGCAUUGAUGGCGAAUUUUAUUUGGGCGACAACAACCAAACAAGACUGCCUUUGGGUUAAAUGGAUUAGUUCCAUUUAUCUGAAAGAGCAUAUCAUUUGGAAUGUUCCAAUUAAUCAGGAAAUGAGCUGGUAUUUUAAGAAAUUGUUGAGGUUCAGACAAGUUAUUGAUGAGGGUUCCUUGAGGCAAGCUGUUAAGGGAGGUAAAUUUCGAAUUAAACACUUUUAUACCACUCUUAUUUCUGCUCAAACAGUUGGUUUUGCUGAUACUGUGUGGAACAAAAUUAUAGUGCCCAAACAUAGAUUUAUAUACUCGCAGAUUUUCAACAAUCAGUUGCUUACUAGAGAUCAUUUGAGCCGAUUCUUGCCUCUCACCUAUGCUCUUUGCCUUGUUUGUGAUUCUGAAAUAGAAUUGCACAGCCAUCUGUUCAUGGAGUGCAUUUUUUCCAGGAAAGUGUUUGAGGAAAUUGGUAGUUUGCUGGGAUAUUUGCAUUGGCCUAAAUCGUAUGAGGAGCUUCAUCUUUGGUGCUUGGAAGCUGUGCGAGAUCUGAAGAACCAGAUUGUUAAUGCCGUGUUAUCUGCUUCUUGGUACUUUAUUUGGAGCAACCGGAACAACUGCAUUUUUGACUUUGUUUGUAAAUUGGCCAGUAGCAUUAGUUUGGAAAUCAAGGAAUCAGUUAAGUAUAGAGUCUUGGGCAUGGGUUCUCUUUCUCAUAGAAAAUGGGACAAUUAUUUUCGUAAUGUUGUAGAGGGUUGGUAG